GGCAUAGACUAGUGUGUGUGGUCACGAUUUACUACGCAAAAUAUUUCGUCAUGACCUAAAUCGCCUCGGAAUUUCACUGGUGACGUGAAGCGGAUUAUCUUUAUGCCACAAGAAGCUUGUAAUACCACUAAAGUUGCAAGUUUGCAUGUUGGAGAGCACGCGCAAGGUUUUGCAAGAAGUGUUUUGUGUACCUUCAACUUGCAUUUGCACCUGAGGUAUGUGAAAGAGAAUGAGAACAAUUGGAUGCCUGUAUCUCCAUCAGUGCAAGCGUUUCUCAAGCGUCCAGUGACGGACUCUGGCUGCUCAAAAUCACUGCGCACGGCACACCACCUGAAUAAAGAGGCUCUGUUUCGGCUGUUUUCCGUCUGAGGGAUUUGGAUAUCUUUUAAGAGCUACUUUGCAAUUAAAGCACAUUAUUUGACGCAUUUGGACAGGUGUGAGUGUAAAUACAUCGCGCACGCAACUGGAUUUCCGGCGCGUUGGGCAGGAUUCAGCACCACGGCUGCGGACAGCUCCCGUUCCCCCGUGACACACGUCUGGAUGGCUGCUGCCCGGGUUUCUCUGUCGCUGCUCUGAUCCACUCUGUUCGCGAUGGCAUCUCACGGGUUUUGGUUUAUGGGUGCUGAAAACGCGUCUGGAAACGGCAGUCAAAGCCCGAACACUCCCAGAGCAUGGUGUCAGGCGGCGGCCCAGAAAUUCUCCGGAGGCAUCGGCUCCAAAUUAUGUGCUCUGUUAAAUGUCGGGGAGGCUGAAAAAACAGCUCAGGCUCCAGUUAAACCAGAGGAUGGGUCAACACCCGAGAGCUGCGGCUGUAAUAAACCCUGUUACUGCUCCAAAGACACCGUGUGUUUCUCUGAUCUCUAUUCAACAGAUCUUUUACCUGCACUGAAUGGGGACGCGAAGACUAUGAAUUUCCUGCAGGAGGUUGUGGAUAUAAUGCUGGCUUAUAUAGCGGAAUCUUUUGACAGGUCAACGAAAGUGAUCGAUUUUCACUAUCCAAACGAAUUGCUCCAAAGGAAUAAUUGGGAGCUUUCGGACGAUCCCGAGACUCUAGAUGAGAUUCUGAUCAGCUGUCGAGCCACGCUAAAAUACGCAAUAAAAACUGCACACCCCAGAUAUUUCAAUCAGCUCUCCACUGGGUUGGACAUGGUUGGGUUGGCUGCAGAUUGGCUAACCUCCACUGCCAACACCAAUAUGUUUACCUAUGAGGUGGCUCCAGUCUUUGUGCUGCUGGAAUACGUCACGCUGAAGAAGAUGAGGGAGAUCAUUGGCUGGCAGGAUGGACGCGGUGAUGGAAUAUUCUCCCCGGGUGGCGCCAUUUCCAACAUGUAUGCCAUGCUGCUGGCUCGCUAUAAAAUGUUCCCUGAGGUCAAGGAUAAAGGAAUGUCAUCCGUACCAAGACUGGUGGCCUUCACAUCUGAACAUAGCCAUUUCUCAAUCAAGAAAGGAGCAGCCGCACUUGGAAUUGGUACAGAAAGUGUCAUCUGUAUUAAAGCUGAUGAAAGGGGUAAAAUGAUUCCUUCCGAUCUUGAGAGGAGAGUUAUUGAAGCCAAGCAGAAGGGAUUCGUGCCGUUCUUUGUCAGCGCCACAGCUGGCACCACUGUUUAUGGUGCCUUUGAUCCCCUGAUUGCUAUAGCGGACAUCUGUAAGAAGCAUGAUAUCUGGAUGCACGUGGAUGGAGCAUGGGGCGGAAGUUUGCUAAUGUCCCGGAAACAUCGGUGGAAGCUGAAUGGAGUCGAGAGGGCUAAUUCUAUGACCUGGAACCCUCAUAAAAUGAUGGCUGUACCCUUGCAGUGCUCAGCUCUACUGGUUCGAGAGGAGGGUCUGAUGCAGGGCUGCAAUCAGAUGCAGGCCUGUUAUCUGUUCCAGCAGGACAAGCACUAUGAUCUGUCCUACGACACAGGGGACAAGGCCCUACAGUGCGGCCGCCAUGUGGACAUCUUCAAACUAUGGCUAAUGUGGAGAGCUAAGGGCACUAUUGGUUUUGAGGCUCAGAUUGACAAAUGUCUGGAGCUUUCAGAGUAUCUCUACAACAAGAUCAAGGACAGGGAAGGAUACGAGAUGGUGUUUGAUGGAAAACCUCAGCAUACCAAUGUGUGUUUCUGGUACCUUCCACCGGGCGUACGCUACCUGGAGGACAAAGUGGAGAAAAUGAAGCGUCUGCACAAGGUUGCCCCUGUAAUUAAAGCCAGAAUGAUGGAGUAUGGAACGACCAUGGUGAGCUAUCAGCCGCAGGGAGACAAGGUCAACUUCUUUCGUAUGGUCAUCUCCAACCCAGCUGCUACCUUUGCAGACAUUGACUUCCUCCUUGAAGAGAUUGAGCGACUGGGACAGGACCUUUAAAAACGUUACAUGCCAAAACUUCUUAUUCUUGUGUCCUUGGAUGGAACGGAUAUUUGUUGUGAAUGUAACGGUAAAACUUUGAUUCCUCAUUUCCAAAGUCAUAUAAAGGUAGUAUGAUAUGAAAAAAAAUAAUAAUUUAAAAAAGACAAUUUGAAAAUAUCUAGACUUUAAUAUUGUAGCAUUGUUGUGAGCUUCAUGCUCAAAAGCCCUGUAAAAGUGUUAACGUCUGCUUUUACUGUCUAUCUUAGCGAUUUUUGACAUGACUUUGUUUGUUUUUUGUUUUUUU
Carassius gibelio (silver crucian carp) is the source of this 2629-nucleotide messenger RNA. RefSeq names its product glutamate decarboxylase 2-like. Gene Ontology annotation, biological process: GABA shunt. The record is from RefSeq and is a predicted model, not a curated record. NCBI's taxonomy places the organism in Eukaryota, Metazoa, Chordata, Actinopteri, Cypriniformes, Cyprinidae. Bases 592 to 2343 code for a protein of 583 amino acids. Gene Ontology annotation, molecular function: glutamate decarboxylase activity; pyridoxal phosphate binding. The transcript has 16 exons. Gene Ontology annotation, cellular component: cytoplasm.